CGCCCCGGCCCGGGCCGCCCGGACCCGGAGCCGGGGCGCCGGUGCCGCAGCCCUAGGCCGGCGGCGGGCGGGGCGAGCCCGGCGUCUCCAUCCCCGGCCGGGGCGCGUCAAGGUGAUCAGGCCGGCCGCGUGAUGGCGGAGAAGGCGCUGGAGGCUGCGGGCUGCGGCCUGGGGCCGGGGGCCGUGGCCAUGGCGGUGGCGCUGGAGGACGGGGCGGAGCCCCCCGUGCUGACCACGCACCUGAAGAAGGUGGAGAACCACAUCACCGAAGCCCAGCGCUUCUCCCACCUGCCCAAGCGCUCCUCGGUGGACAUCGAGUUCGUGGAGCUGUCCUACUCCGUGCGGGAGGGGCCCUGCUGGAGAAAACGGGGUUAUAAGACCCUCCUCAAGUGCCUAUCUGGUAAAUUCUGCCGCCGGGAACUGAUCGGGAUCAUGGGCCCCUCGGGGGCUGGGAAGUCCACGUUCAUGAACAUCUUGGCAGGGUACAGGGAGACAGGAAUGAAGGGGCAGAUCCUGGUCAACGGGAGGCCACGAGAGCUGAGGACCUUCCGCAAGAUGUCUUGCUACAUCAUGCAGGACGACAUGCUACUGCCACACCUCACGGUGAUGGAAGCCAUGAUGGUCUCCGCCAACCUGAAGCUGAGUGAGAAACAAGAGGUGAAGAAGGAGCUGGUGACUGAGAUCCUGACGGCACUGGGCCUGAUGUCAUGCUCACACACGCGGACAGCUCUGCUCUCCGGCGGGCAGAGGAAGCGCCUGGCGAUCGCCCUGGAGUUGGUCAACAAUCCACCUGUCAUGUUCUUUGAUGAACCCACCAGCGGUCUGGACAGUGCUUCUUGUUUCCAAGUGGUAUCCCUCAUGAAGUCCCUGGCCCAGGGCGGCCGUACCAUCAUCUGUACCAUCCACCAGCCCAGCGCCAAGCUCUUCGAGAUGUUUGACAAGCUCUACAUCCUGAGCCAGGGUCAGUGCAUCUUCAAGGGCGUGGUCACCAACCUGAUCCCCUAUCUGAAGGGGCUGGGCUUGCACUGCCCCACCUACCACAACCCAGCUGACUUCAUCAUCGAGGUGGCAUCGGGAGAGUAUGGAGACUUGAACCCCAUGCUGUUCAGGGCAGUACAGAAUGGACUUUGUGCCAUGGCCGAGAAGAAGAGUAGUUUGGAGAAGAAUGAGGUCCCUGCCCACUGUCCCUCUUGCCCACCGGACGUGGAUCCCAUUGAGAGCCACACCUUUGCCACCAGCACCCUCACUCAGUUCUGCAUCCUCUUCAGGAGGACCUUCUUGUCCAUCCUCAGGGACACGGUCCUGACCCACUUGCGCUUCAUGUCCCAUGUGGUGAUCGGUGUGCUCAUUGGGCUCCUCUACCUGCACAUUGGCGACGAUGCCAGCAAGGUCUUCAACAACACCGGCUGCCUCUUCUUCUCCAUGCUGUUCCUCAUGUUCGCUGCCCUCAUGCCAACCGUGCUUACCUUCCCCUUAGAGAUGGCCGUCUUCAUGAGGGAGCACCUCAACUACUGGUACAGCCUCAAAGCGUAUUACCUGGCCAAGACCAUGGCCGACGUGCCCUUUCAGGUGAUGUGCCCGUUGGUAUACUGCAGCAUAGUGUACUGGAUGACCGGCCAGCCAGCUGAGACCAGCCGCUUCCUGCUCUUCUCAGCCUUGGCCACCGCCACCGCCUUAGUGGCCCAAUCCUUGGGACUGCUGAUUGGAGCUGCCUCCAACUCCCUACAGGUAGCCACUUUUGUGGGUCCCGUGACUGCCAUCCCUGUCCUUCUGUUCUCUGGCUUCUUUGUCACCUUCAAGACCAUCCCCACGUACCUGCAAUGGAGCUCCUACCUCUCCUAUGUCAGGUAUGGCUUUGAGGGCGCGAUCCUGACCAUCUAUGGCAUGGAGCGAGGAGACCUGACCUGCUUAGAGGAGCGCUGCCCUUUCCGGGAGCCACAGAGCAUCCUGCGAGCACUGGAUGUGGAGGAUGCCAAGCUCUACCUGGACUUCCUGGUCUUGGGCGUCUUCUUCCUGGCCCUCCGGCUGCUGGCGUACCUUGUGCUUCGGUACAGGGUCAAGUCUGAGAGAUAAAGCCUUGGGCAGCAGGAAGCCCCCCACUCCAGCCCUCUGGGGACUGUUUUAACCGUGUGGACUUGGUUGCUGGUGCAGCUGCCCUCCCCUCCUCUGGCUGCUCUGCCGGCUCUGUGCGCCGGGCCUUGGCCCUGGGCCGGUGGGGCCGGUGGGGCUCCCGCCCUCCCCUCCACAGCCAGGAGUCUUCCCGGACUGAUGCGGUUUGUAGCUUCCUCCCUUCUCUCUCCAACAUCUGCAUGCAAAGACGGCGGGGAGGCAGCCACCCCCUUCCCGCCAGCGGGACCCUCCUCGGUCGUCUGCCUGGGAGGCCCAGGUGCUCUGGGCUCCCAAUUACAACUGACCAAAGUGGCCCCCACUGGGGUCCCCACCACAACAGUGUUUGUAGAGCAGGAGGCUGAAAGAUUGGAAUUCCAGGGCUGGGCCUUGGUGGGGUCUGCUGCAGGGGGGGGGGGGCCCUCCUAGACUUCAGGAUGCACCGAGGAGGGACUCCGGAAGUCGCUUCUAACUCCCCCUCCCCACAAGACUGGCUGCUUUGGACAAUCUGCUCGGACAGAAGCUGGGUAUUCUGUCUGGGUCACCUCUCAAGUCCUGGGGGUCGGGGAGGCCAGGGGAUGUCCCAGAUCCCCUUCUGGGUACACACACGGGGUCAGGGUCCAGCUGGUGGCACCUCUGCAAUAAUGCCUGUGUUUCUCUCCCGCCUCCCACUGCAACUGGAGGAUGCACUUUAUUCCGGGGAAGGGGAGCACUCGCGGCCCUCCCUUCUUGCUGCUCCUGUCAUGAGUCCACAGGCGCCUUCCGGGGUCCCAGCGCGCACACGCGAACAGGCAAUCUCAGCCCCAGACCCGCACUGUUCCCCGCAGCCCCGGGCGCGCAGUGGCGGCACCGAGGCGGUGGUGGCGGUGCUCUAGGGGACAGCAGCGCCAGUCU
This is a messenger RNA of Perognathus longimembris pacificus (Pacific pocket mouse), 3000 nucleotides long. RefSeq names its product ATP binding cassette subfamily G member 4 (gene Abcg4). Gene Ontology annotation, cellular component: plasma membrane. Gene Ontology annotation, molecular function: ATP hydrolysis activity; ABC-type transporter activity; ATP binding. The transcript has 15 exons. NCBI's taxonomy places the organism in Eukaryota, Metazoa, Chordata, Mammalia, Rodentia, Heteromyidae. The coding region runs from base 133 to 2073 and encodes 646 amino acids. The record is from RefSeq and is a predicted model, not a curated record.